AUGGCCGACGCAGAUGAGCUCGGACGGAGCGUUGCGCUGCUCUUGCGUGCGUUGAUCUCCAGAGCAUUGCAUGUCAAACUCGACAAGACGGCCCUGUUCCUCGCAGAGCAGCUACACGCACUGCGACCCAGCGACGAGAUUGCAACUUUCUGGCUCGCACGAUGUCUCGUCGUCGACGCAGAGCCUCACGCAGCCCUACAUCUGCUGCACAAUACUCAAGUCCACGCGAGCCAGAGCGGGGCGAGUACGUCGACAUGGGCAUCAAGCUCGACGCAACACCUCACGCCUGCAUUCUCGCGUCGGGCGGGCAAACAGCCAGGUCAUCAGGCCACUGAAGCGGCGUACGGCGCCAGUGUGAGAUGUGCAACGGUCUACGCUCAGGCUUGUCGAGCCAUCGGGCGCGCGAAAGAAGGGCAGGCUGUCCUGUCUGCGGCCAAGCGACAGAGCCUCUUGCAUACUAGCAUUGCCGACCCCGAGACGCUCGUGGACGACAGAGUGGAGCUGGACUUGCCAAUGCAGCUCGACCCGACAGAUGCGAGUAUACAUUUCCAGCUCGGCCAGCUUGCACAGGAAGCGCAAGAGCCAGAUGAAGCUGUCAAGCAUUAUCGUGAUGCGCUCGAGUCCUGCUGGUACUGUUGGGACGCCUACGAGGCUUUAUGUCGGCUGGGUCGACCGCCUCAUCUCGAGGCAGUACUUGGACCGAGCGUUCGGCCACCUGCACCUUCCGCCACAACGCAAUGGGCAGAGGCUAAAAGGCCUGCCACGCGAUCAAAGGAUUGGCAGUCCGUCUUCAGCCUGCCUCAUCCCGGCGCGCCCAUUGAUACCGGCAACGAGCUCGGAUUAAACGACUCUUUCUCGAACUCGUUCGACAUGUCCUAUCUCAACAUGGCGACAUCAGCCGCUGCAGCAACACAGGUCAAGCCGCUAUUGCAGACUCGACACAGUCAUUUUGCUACUGCUCCGACUGUGCGCGAGACGACUGAAUUGGCAACAUUACCACCACUGAGCAGAAGCGAUCCUGCAAGCACACUGCCUGCCGGGCCCCUCUUCACGCCCACUGCGCCCGCACCUGCUGUGUCUCGACCGCCACCGCCGUUGAAGCGGCCGCGCUCAAACAUCAGCUCAGAGACCAAUACGCCGCCCAUGAUGCCAGAUUUCCAGAUAGACUCCUCUUUGCCUCGGCCAAGUCGAGCAGGCCCGGACGGCAAUCGCAAAACACUCGGCGUCGGACUCAACUUGCCUUCGAGCCACCUCAUGCCAGACAUUGAUGGAUCUGGCCCACAACAACGCAAAACAAGCCUUCAUCGUGUCAUCUCUGCCGGAUCUGGGGAAGUCGCGCCCGGCAGGCUGGAAAGUAAGCAGACUUCGAGGCUGCCUUCUGACACGCGAGACCUCAAGCGACCCAAGAGAAGCGAUCGCAGCGACAACAAAAGCUCAACCUCGCAGGACACGGCCAAACAGACGAACGGACAUCAUUCAGAAGUAGAUAGCGCCUCUUCGCCAGAACUGAUCAAACCGGAAACUAAAGCAAAGUCAGGUCCGGUUCAGCUCGAAGGCGCAUCAUCUUGGCUAAAGGGCAUCGUCCAUGGUUUUGCGCAAGCCCAAUCUCAUUUGGCAAAGUACGAAUGCGAAUCUGUCAUCAGCACCAUCUUUGCUCUCCCGUGCGAACAGCGCAACACAUUCAGAGCAUGGAUACUGCUAGCUCUUGCCCGUUUCGAAUCGAUCGACUAUACCGCAGCAGACCGCGCGUUUGCCAAAGCACGCGAGCUGUCACCGUACCAUGUUAAGCAUAUGGAUAUCUACUCGAGCUUGCUCUGGCAUCUGCAAAAGCCAGCUUCGCUGUCGUUCAUCGCUCAAGAAGUCAUGUCAUUCGCGCCUUCGUCCGCAGAAGCGUGGAUAGCGACAGGAAACGUGUUCUCUUGGGGCGAAGACCAUCAAAGCGCAUUGAAAUGCUUCAAAAGAGCUCUGCAGGUAAGUCCAGAGUGCAUAUUGGCCUAUACGCUCGCCGGUCACGAAGCCCUCGCGCUCGAGGAAUGGGAGCACGCAACUUCUUUCUAUCGUGAAGCCGUCAAGAAGGAUAGGGUCUCUUAUCGUGCCUGGUACGGUCUCGGCAAUACCUACAUGAAAACCGGCAAAUUCACGUUGGCUGAAUAUCACUUCCGUCGAGCUGCGUCUAUCAAUCCGAGCAAUGCUCUGCUCGUCUGCUGUAUCGGCAUGGCACUCGAAAAGCUUGGCAAGCGCGUGCAAGCCCUUGAGCAGUACGAUGCUGCUUGCCUGCUUGCGCCAACUUCCCAGGCUGUCAAAUUCAGACGAGCUAAAGCAAGGAUAGCAACGCGUCAAUUCGAGCCUGCAUUGCGAGAUCUGCUCGAUCUGAAAGACGAAGCGCCAGAUGAGUUCAAUGUGCAUUACAUGCUUGGAAAACUCUACGGUGCUAUGGGCGAUCGAACCAAGAUGACUCGGCAUCUUACGUACGCGCAAGACCUCGAUCCCAGGUCUGCGGGAAGGUGCGUGCAGUCUGGCUGCACGAAGGACUAG
Molecule: messenger RNA, 2535 nt
Organism: Mixia osmundae IAM 14324
Lineage: Eukaryota; Fungi; Basidiomycota; Mixiomycetes; Mixiales; Mixiaceae
Exons: 3
Coding region: 1-2535 (844 amino acids)
Biological process (GO): cell division
Molecular function (GO): protein binding
Source: RefSeq, a predicted model, not a curated record